AUGGGUAAGGCGGCUAAGAGCUCGCGGAAAGGGAAGAAGGCGUGGCGGUCCAACAUCAGCACCGACGACAUCGACGAGUUCUACGAGAAGCAGACGCGCGACGCCCACGCCGGCGCCGCCGCCAUUCCCUCCCUCCCGUCCGGCUCCCUCUUCUUCGUCGACAAGCCCGCCUCCGCGUCCACCUCCUCCGCCGCCAACGCAUCCGACCCGGCCCCCAAAGAUGUUCCUGUCAAAAGGAAGAUUGAGAAAAACAGGGAGAAGGUCCUUCACCAUGAGAGUGUGUUGAAGCGGAACCCUUAUAUACAGACGAUUCCAUCUUCUUUGAUGUCAAAGAAGGAUAAGAAGAAGUUCAAGAAGCAUGCAAAGAAAAAGGAAUUGCAGGAGUCACGGGAAGAAAAAAGUGUUCCCAUGGAAGAGGAUUCAGCUGAGAAGAACCUCGACAUCUGGGGUGGAGAUGCUAAAGGGGCUGCUUUGCCCAAAAAAGGAAUGAAAAGGCUUAAGAAAAAUGUCUUAACAUGUCUAGGUUUAAUGGAUUACUUCUUGCAGAAAUCUACCACAUCUGUGAUUCCUGCAGUUGAAGUUGAGCCUCAAGGAUGUUCAUUUAAUCCUCCACAUGAAGCCCAUCAAGACGCUCUUGCUCUAGCUGUUGCUGAUGAAAUGCGCAAGAUCUACACGAAAGAGUUAGGCCCCACACCAGUGCCACUUACUGUUCUUGGUCAAGCAGUAGCUGAAGAAGAUAAAUUUUUUCUUGAUGCUGCUGAUGAUGGAGAUGCUGCUGUUGAUGGAGAUGUAGAUGCUGCAGAAGGUGAUAAAGACCAGGAUGCUGAUGCUCUAACUGGAGAGAGGAAGAAAACAAAAAGAGUUACGAGAGUGGAACUGAACAAAAGGGCUCGUCGUAAAGAGAGGUUAAGGACAGAAGCAGAUGCGAAGAAACUGGAAGUUUUUUCAAAGCAAAUAGACAGCUUGCCAAAUAUAUUGGAGGAGAUAGCGAAAGAGGACAAGGAAAAGGAGGAAAAGCGCAUAAGGCUAACUGUGGCUAAGCAGGAAAGACUCAAGUCAGCCCCACGUCGUCUGGGUAGACACAAGUUUGAACCUGCUCCCGUUCAAGUUCUGUUGACAGAGGAGAUUAGUGGCUCGCUUAGAAAGCUGAAGGGGUGCUGCAAUCUAGCGAGGGAUCGCUAUAAGAGCAUUGAAAAACGUGGCAUACUUGCACCAAAUAAGAAAUUAAGUUCCAUAGGGCAAGUCGCAAAAUGCUCGAACAUGUCAAAAUCCCCAUGUCGUUGCCUCUCCUAA
This is a messenger RNA of Triticum turgidum subsp. durum (durum wheat), 1293 nucleotides long. The record is from the annotation of a GenBank genome assembly. NCBI's taxonomy places the organism in Eukaryota, Viridiplantae, Streptophyta, Magnoliopsida, Poales, Poaceae.